GGAGGGAGAGGGAGGUGUUGACCGGAGGUGUUGACCAGAGGCAUUGGAGAAGGAACACUGACUCAAUUCUUCUUUGAACAGAGAGAGAGAUAGGACAGAGUGGAUAAGUGGUUAGAGAGAAAGGGAGAGUGCGUAGACUGGAUUAAACAGUGAGCGUGGGGAAUAGACAGGGCAAAGAGAGAGUACUGUGUGGCUUGUACUGGGCAGUUGUGGCAUAUAGAGGGCCUAAGCAGUGAGGUGUGGGGUAUUUAUUUGCCAGUGUGGGGUGUUUACUGGACUCUGGGGGACAUACAUACAUGGCCCAAACAGAGAGUAGUGGGUAGGUAUAUGCGAGGAAAGGGUGAGCAGUGAUUUGAAGGGAUGGUGUAUCCCAGGCUGCGUGGGUGGUGAAUGCAGGAGUUAAUGUAUACAGGGCAGGCUGUUAAUGCAAGGUAUAUGCGGGACAGGCUUGAGCAGCCCAGUGCAUGUUACCUGCUGGUCCCCACCACACUGGGGUUCACAGGCCACCUGCCGCCUACUCCCGGGACCACUCAGCCCAAAGGCCACGGUGAUAAAGCAGCAGAUUGCAGUAAACUGGGAGGAUGCCUUUGGCAGAAACUGUGGCCAAUGUGGUUCUGCGGAUCCCCAGUCUCAUGAUGCUGGAGUUGCUGUACAAGUGGGACGUUGGUCUCUUUGCCGAACAGAUCCGAGCCAGGAAUGAGGAGAUGCUAAUCAAGUACAAGUACGUCCUGUGGAAUGUCUACUACCUGGGUCACCUCCUUGGUAUGGUGGUUCUUGUGCUACCCCUCCAGCACCUGGUGAAGCUAUACCUGUACCUGCUGACAGCCUUGCUUCUGUAUGUCGGACACCAGACCUGCAGGGACUAUGUUCUGCGAGAGGUGGAGUCCGGGUACGACGGAGCGGUGUUUCUGGACCUGGCUGCUCUCCAACGCUUUGUCAGUACGCUAACAGGUCAGCUCUUGGUCUCCUCCUUCUGUUCCUACUUCAUGAAGUCCAAGCCAUUCUGGUUGUUCAGCGCUCACCUGCUGCCCCUGCUGGCCCGGCUUUGCAUGGUGCCUCUUGGUGUUCUCCUCCUCCUCAACAAGUUGACCAUGGUCUUCACCACCUUUGAGGUGAUCUACUUCCUGCUCCGCAACAUGUUUGUGCCGUACCACCUGGCCAAGUCGGCCUACCGCGAGAUUGUGCAGCAGAGCGAGCUGUACGGGAUCCUGGGCUUGGGCAUAAUGCUGUGGAACCAGUUUGCUGUGCCCGUCCUCUUCACGGUCUUCUGGCUGGUGCUGUUUGCCGCCGAGAUCUAUUUCUACCUCAGCUCCCAGAGCCAGACAGCUGCUUCCAAUGAGGGCCUGAUCUUCGUCUUCCUCACCAGCGUGGCUGGUUGCUGCGUGACACCGUACUCCAUGAUUGGCCUGACGUUCGCUGUCUCUCGCCUGUCACUUGGCUUGCUCGCUCUCUGCAAGUUUUACCUCCAGGGCUACUCGGGCUUUCUAAACGGCAACCUCAUGCACAGAGGUGUGACAGAGGGUGUGACAUUCCUGCUACUGGCCCUGCAGACGGACCUGAUCGAUCUGCACAUCCUGCAACGCACCUUCCUCCUCAGCAUCAUUCUCUUCAUCAUCGUGGCCUCCAUUCUGCAGUCCAUGUUGGAGAUCACGGACCCCGUUGUCCUCGCGCUGGGGGCCUCCAGGAACAGGAGUUUCUGGAAGCAUUUCCGAGCGGUCACCAUGUGCCUUUUUCUGUUGGUCUUCCCGAGUUUCAUGGCCUACAAGAUUGCGCAGUUCUUCGAGAUGGACUUCUGGUUACUCAUCAUUGUCUCCAGCAGUGCCCUCACUUCUCUGCAGGUGACGGGGACCCUCUUCAUCUACGGGCUGUUCCUGGUGGAGAGCCUGAGGAGGGAGCCCAUCGAGGACCUGGAGGACGUGAUCUACUACGUGAACAGCGGGUGCCGGGUGCUGGAGUUCCUGGUGGCCGUCUGCGUGGUGACCUACGGAGGACUGGAGUCAGUGCUGGGUGAGUGGAGCUGGAUGGGAGCCUCGGUCAUCAUCGUCCACUCCUACUUCAACGUGUGGCUGAGGGCCCGGGCCGGCUGGAACAGCUUCCUCCUCCGCCGGGAGGCCGCCAAGAAGAUCAGCGCCUUGCCCCAGGCCACUGCCCAGCAGCUGCAGGACCACAGUGACGUCUGCGCCAUCUGCUACCAGGUGAUGAGGACGGCGAUCAUCACUCUGUGUGGCCAUUAUUACCACUCCUCCUGCCUCCGUCGUUGGCUCUAUGUGCAGAAGACCUGCCCCAUGUGCCACCAGCUCAUCAAGCCGUCCUCCCCCCUGCAGGAGCCCCCUCCGCCAGCCAGGGAUGAGGAGCCAGAUCUCGAGAACCCCGUUGCAGCCGAUGAGGCGGCCUCUGCGCCUUCCGAUCGACUGGAUGGACCAACAGAGGCUUCAGGCUCUGCGAACAGUUCCUCUGGAGAUGGCAAGCCCCUGCGAGAGGAUCAGGGGAGUUCCCCGUGGGGUCAGGAGGACCAAGAGCCUCCAGGUCUUCUGGCACCCAAGGUGGGAGAAACCGCUGAGCCGGGGGCAGCCGACCAGGAAGUAAUCUGGGGCGGGGAGCAGCCGGGGAAGGGAGCAGGGAAGGAGAGCCCCGACCAUGAGGAGGCUCCUCCCAAAGAGCUGAACCUCGCGCCCGGCCCCCAGGGAGGGGAGGGAAUGGACGGCCGGCGCAGUGGGUCGCCGAUCGGCGGGGAGGACCCGACGCUGCUCCCGGACCCGGCAGGAAUGCCGCCAGAGAACACGGAGCCUUCGCCGUUUUCCGAAAGGGACGGCAGCUCGGGAACUGAACUCGGUUUACAGGAGGAAGGAUGAGCUCGUGCGGAUCGCAACAUCUGCUGGGAAACAGAAAUGAUAAACUUUAUAAACUGUGUGGCUGUGAAAACACAUUUGCCUUAUGUUGACAAUCGGGGUCGUGAGGCCUGUCUAAUUAAAACAAGAUGUGGUUGAA
Messenger RNA from Pristis pectinata (smalltooth sawfish), 2988 nucleotides. Its product is annotated as RING finger protein 145-like. The record is from RefSeq and is a predicted model, not a curated record. Lineage: Eukaryota; Metazoa; Chordata; Chondrichthyes; Rhinopristiformes; Pristidae. The coding region runs from base 582 to 2852 and encodes 756 amino acids. The transcript is spliced from 10 exons. Gene Ontology annotation, molecular function: ubiquitin protein ligase activity; zinc ion binding. Gene Ontology annotation, cellular component: endomembrane system; endoplasmic reticulum.